Ruditapes philippinarum (Manila clam) is the source of this 10185-nucleotide messenger RNA. RefSeq names its product glycogen-binding subunit 76A-like. Gene Ontology annotation, cellular component: protein phosphatase type 1 complex. The record is from RefSeq and is a predicted model, not a curated record. The coding region runs from base 466 to 1842 and encodes 458 amino acids. Lineage: Eukaryota; Metazoa; Mollusca; Bivalvia; Venerida; Veneridae. Gene Ontology annotation, molecular function: glycogen binding; protein phosphatase 1 binding. The transcript has 2 exons. Gene Ontology annotation, biological process: regulation of glycogen biosynthetic process.
AUGUUCAGUUCUGUAUUCUGCUUUAUUAUGUAAUGUUGUAUAAAAGCAAUGUUAUUUCACAAUCAUUCAAUUGAUAAUGAUGUGUAAUACUUACAUAAUACACGCGUGUACCUAAACCGAAAGUAAAUACGAGAAUGACCUAGAACUUCAUCGGUGUUAUAUUUAGUAACGAGUGUAUUUAUCAAGGACGAUAGAUCGAAUAUGUAAAUACUUCCUAUUGCUACAUCAGAGGGGAAACAGUGUGUUUUCAUCAUGUUAAGGGAUAUUAUUUCUUCAAAUAAGAGGUGAAGGUCGAAUUUUAAGUUAAGAAAUGAUGGAACUGUAAAAAAAUUGGGCUAUAACGGGUUUCUGUAAUCGGUGUUAGUGACAUUUUCCUCAACAAAAUAUGCAUAGAUAAAAUAGUUAUGGACAGUGCACUGGAUAUGUUAAAUGUAGAACCAUUUAUUCGAAUAUGCAUAAAUUACCAUGGUCGAAUAUGAAUGUCUACCGGAAGAUUUUUUCUUAAGGUUUUUUCCUCGGAACCUCUCUUACUCAGAAGAGAGUUAUUUAGAUAAUUUUAGUACCUGCUCAUCAUAUGUUAAUAAACCCAAAAAUCCGCGGGUUUUUGAAUAUUUUCAAACCAGGCUUGAACCUGAAGCGGACUGGUUGCAGAUCAUGUGUGAUUCCGAGAAUCCAACCGACCAGCGACGUCGAAAUGUUGAUAAUGAUGGAGGGGAAGGGACAUCGGUUGACCCCGUUGUUAAGCCCAAAUGUGACGAAGAAGUGUCAGAAGAAGGAAUUUUCGUGAAUAUGAUGGAUGACCUUGAAUCAGUAGAGUCUCAGGAUAGCAGAGCUUCGGCCGGAAGUGACCCUAGUUACUUUUCAUUAGAUUCUGUCGCAUCUCCAGACGAAGCGGAAGAAAUAACUUCGUGUGAUCAAAAAUGUCUCUCGGAUGCAUUAAGUAAAGAAUUGGAAAAAUCUCUGAGUCUGAGACAAACUUCGUCAGACGGUGAAAUUCAACCCCCAGAGGAAUCCGUUAAAAGUGAAGUUUUAGCGAGCGAAAUGAAAAAGGCUGUUUCGGAGGAAAGUGUUUUGCCAGCAAAACUAGCUCAGCUUAAAAUAGAACGGCAGGGUGUUACGUUAGACUCGGGUGUUCAAAGAUAUUUACUUCAUGUUCCGGAUAGCCCUGUAUAUGAAGAGCCGGAAUUUAAUAUAAAUAAAGCAGAACUCCGGAAAUCUUCGUCACUGAAAACAAAUAAAACUCCACCUGGUACCCCAAGUCGUAAAAAGAUGGUUCGUUUCGCAGACGCAAUGGGUUUAGAUUUAGAAUCAAUACGUCACGUUAUCGACGCAGAGAAUCCCCCGAAAAUUCCGGCGUCGGCGAUUUCCGAUCUCAAAGUCGGUGUUGAGGAAGCUCGGCCAGAUGUUGGGAGUCGGUAUUUGGAUUUAUGUUUUUCUCAACCCUGUGUAGCGACUGAUUUCAUGGGGAAGGUAAUGGCUAAAAAAGUGUCGUUAGAAAAUUGUGUUAUCAAUGAUAUGAGUAUUACUGGUGUUGUACGUGUUGCUAACGUAGGUUAUCAUAAGUGUGUACGUGUGAGGUAUUCUAUUAAUAAUUGGGUAACAUUUUAUGACGUCAUGGCGUCAUACAUUCAAAAUUCGUGUGAUGGUGCAACAGACAGAUUUUCAUUUACAAUAGUGGCGCCAUCGAACGUUGGUCCCGGUUCGAAAAUUUCUUUUGCCGUUUCAUAUACAGUGAACGAUACAGUGUACUGGGACAGCAAUUAUGGGAAUAAUUAUGAAAUUCUGUGUUACGCCAAGACGACGCCGACGGACCUCGAAGCAAGCUGGGUUCACUUCGUUUAAUGUAUGUUUGUUUAUAGUCAUGUAUAAAUACCUUAGAUGCAAAAGUUGGUCAGAAACUGUCAGUAUAAUCUAUAUUGUAAGCAGACCGCCCUUUUCUAUUUAUUUAUUUUAAAGCUUACUUAAUACUAGCAGGAAGUUUAUUCUAUGUAUAAAUGUACAUAAAAUACAAAUAUCAUGGAAGCGGGGCAUUUUGAGAAUUAGGUUUUUGUUCCCAAAUUUAACUUCAAUUCUUUACCAAUAUUGUUUUGUUUCCAUUUUGCUUCUAAGUUGGGAACUUCUUCUAUUUAUUUAAGUUUAGAAUGCUCUUUUACUAAAAAUGAAAGGGAAAGAAAAGUUGAAUUGUUUUAAAAAUGCAUACAUUAUUGGAAAAAAAAUGUAUAUAUUCGCUAGUGUAAUAAAGAAUACUUGUUUUCAUUAUGUUAAAAGUUUAUAAUAACAUUUUCUAUGUGCCAUAGCUAAGACAAUAUGUUUUAUAUUAAUAUAAAGUACAAUCGACAUAUGGAUUAUAAUAUAUAUUAAUCGUUACAUAUGAAUGUUAAUAUGUUAAUGGUCAUGUAACAUAUGCAUGAUAAUAUAUUAAUCGUGACAUGUGGAUGAUAAUAUAUUAAUCGUUACAUAUGGAUGAUAAUAUAUUAAUCGUUACAUAUGGAUGAUACUAUAUUAAUCGUGACAUUGUCAGAACAUAGAUUAGAGAUCUAAUACCUCUACAAAAAUUCCAAGGUCAUUUUAGUGUCUAAAGGUUAACGCUACAUUGAGGGAUAUUUAUAUAUUUAUUUGUUUUUUCUUUUGUUUCGUUAUAUAUUUUUUAGUUUUUUUUUUUUGUUUUUGUUUUUUUAUAAUCUUAGCCAUAUCUAAAUACUUUGUACAUACUUUUUAUGCAGUUUAACUGAAUAUGUUGGUAAUUAACAUUUCAACUCUUAAAUCAAAGCGAGGUGUGUAUUCAAACUGACAGCCGAAAUCUGUGAUAAGAAGGUCAAUAUCCUAAGAUUCCCAAAGAUUAACAGAUUACUGUUUUUGUCUAAUCCCAUGUAGAAUGUAUAUAGAUGUAGUAGUAGUGAUAUUUAUAAAGUAUCUAACUAAUUGAACAUGUAUAGUGUUCUAAAAUACAAAAAUGUAGCUCUUAUACUUGUUAUACGCCUGUAUUUUGUAUGUAAGUUAUUUUUGAAUGUACACAUUUGUUUGUUUACGGCUUUUUUGCAUGUGCAAAAGAUUAACUAUGUACAUGUAUAUUUUAAAAUGAAGAUGUUACAGUUUAUGUAAUACAAAAUACAUAUGCAUUUCUGAGUUUCAUAUUUUUGUUACGUUUUGCAACAAAAUUUGCAUUUAUUUAGCAAUAUCUAGACAAACUCUUUAUUUUGAUUUGCAUAAUAAUUCGCUAGUUAGUGUAAUUUUCCAGCAUAAUAUAUUUUCAUUCGGUUCUUUUUCAAAAUACACAUAACAUUGUCACUUUAAAGUUCUUAGUUUCAACACAAUGAUUUUUACCCUAUACAUACCAACUUCUGUAAUGUGAUGAAGUUGAUAAAUUUAUACAUCAGAGAAAAACAUCAAAUGAGUGUCAAGGUAAAGGUUAUUAGACGCCAGAUAUGCAUUCGUCUAUUCAGCAAUGGGGAAAAAUUUAGUCUUGCUUUUGUCUUCUUUUUGUUUGUUUAAUAAUCACACUGUUUUCAUAUUAUCUAAUGAAGAAAGCUUUUCUAAUGUACAACAUGUGACAGAGCUUUAAGGAAUUAGAAUAAAAGUGUAACUGAAGUGACAGUGACAUGUUAGAAUAUCAUAUUCUUUAUAUUUUUAGUUUUUUUUUUAAAUUUAUUUCUACGGUUUUAUUUGAUGGUAAUAUUAAUGGCGAAUUUCACCUGGAAUUGAUAUUGCUGGCGUUUAUGACGCUAAGUGAUUCAGGUUCAGUUUUUUAUGACAUUGUUACAUUGCACUCUCAUAUGGAAAUGACUCCGUUCUUUACAGUUUAGUUUCAAACCCAUUUUUUUCAUUAAAGAAUAGGUUGUACAGUUGUUUCAAGAGGCAUAUUUAAUACCCGUGGCUUAUCGUGUAUCGCUAUUAUAGAUCAGGACAAUAAGUAAUUACUUGCAUGUGUUUAAUGUACAUUAAGUUGACAGCAAGGUUACGUGCAAGUUGACUGCUUGGUCACGUGUAAGUUGACUGUUUGGUCACGUGUAAAUUGACAGCAAGGUUACGUGCAAGUUGACUGCUUGGUCACUGUAAAUUGACUGCUUGGUCACGUGUUAAUUGACAGCAAGGUUACGUGUAAGUUGUCUGGAUGGUCACGUGCAAGUUGACUGCUUGGUCACGUGUAAGUUGACUGCUUGGUUGGUUACGUGUAAGUUGACUGCUUGGUUACCUGUAAGUUGACUGCUUGGUCACAUGUAAGUUGACUGCAUGGUUACGUGUAAGUUGACUGCUUGGUCACGUGCAAGUUGACUGCUUGGUUACGUGCAAGUUGACUGCAUGGUUACCUGUAAGUUGACUGCUUGGACACGUGCAAGUUGACUGCUUGGUCACGGUGUAAACUGUAUCAUUUACUGCAAGUCUUUACGAUUAUUUGUUUAAUUACAAGCAUGUUUUACUUCCGAUCACUGUAUCAUUUAUUGCAAUUCAAAUUGUAUCAUCUUUUGCGGUCACAGGAAGGAGAUAAUUUUGUAAAAGAAAGUUACAUUACAUUGUCUCAGUUUCUUUGCUAAAAUGCACCAAUAGGGAGAAAAGUUGGACCACAUAUAUAACAUAUGUCAGCUAGGUAACGUACACGAAGUCGUAGCAUUCCAGAGUAACAGGUGAUUCCAUGCAUUAAGUCAGUUACCAAUUUAUCACACACACGAACACGAUACUGGCGGAUUGCAUUCAUUCUUUUUACACGUGAACACCGUGUGUUGAGCAAAUCCUGGACGUGCUUGUUCCGUGGUUAACUAGGAUGUUGACCUUAUUUUAAAUUCUUAAAAUUAAUUAUUUUGUGACUGACAGUAUAACUAAUUUUGAGAAGUGUUUAACUGUAUUUAUGCUUAUAUGAAUCAAUAUAGAAUUAUGCUUGGUUUUCAUUCCUCAUUGAGUCAAUAUCUGCCGAGCUAUUAUCUGAUCUACAGGUACACAAGUACUUGGAAAAUUUAGGUCAUACGAGCAUACUUUGUUUAACCUUUUGUUCAAAUAUACAUUAGGAAACAUUUAAAUCAGUGUUAUAUUUCAUUUUUGCUGACCCAUAUAGAAAAUAAUUAUAGAUUUAUCGUAUAUUCAUGCAAGGUAGAAUGAAUAUCAGUUAAUUAUUUACUAUAAUAGAUAAUAAUUUUAUUUUAUCUUGAUUGAUGAAUACAUAUAGUAUGUUCUCAUUUUACCUAGACUCUGAUAUUAUGUUGUUACAUUUCAAAUUUACAUUGAUGUUACUGAUUGUUUAAUUUAAGUUAAUAGUAGAUAUAAGGUACAAAAAAUUACUUGAUGAAUAUUAAACGGUAAUAAAACUAAAGUUUGUAUAGAUGUGACUUGACAAUCCAAAAGCAUGCAGUGCCGUUAAUUUCAUUGUACAAAUGUACUAAUUUUUAUAUAAAACCAGUGUCUAUUCUAGGAUUUAAAAAAACGCCGGGGGUGGGGGGUUAUCGAAAAGUAAGAAUUCAUUACAUUUGUUGAUCUUUUUUCUUCUUUCUCGAGCUCUAUGUAAAAGUUUCCCCCUGCCUCUGAAAAAAUAGGGGGGGGGGGAGAUUUUCAAAGGUAUGAGUGAAUCCCCCCAUCCCCCAUUCUAGAAUAGACACUGUAAAACACAGUUCUGGUGUAUGUUCUAUAUCUUUACAACUGGCCCAUUUAUCACCAUUUAAAUGUGUUGUGUAUAUUUGUCUUGAAAGUAGGACACAAACAAUAAAUACUUUAGAUCAAGGACGUACAAGGUCUGAUGAAAGACCGUUUUACCUGAUUAUAUGUAUUUGAGGUCAAGCACUUAUGUUUGAAUAUGACAUGUUUGUAAAAUAGUAGAAAGUUUAACGAUGAGCAUUUAUUUGUUUUUUUCUUAAUAUGCCAAAGGCGUGCAUGCCUUUGCAUGACGUAGAUUUUCAAGAGUAAAGUUAUUAAUUUUAAGCUUAAUUCAGUUAAAUCUUCAAAUUAUCAUAACAUAAAAAGAUAGCGUUGUCUUUGUCUGGUGUCUUGUAAUUAAUCAAAUAUUAUAUUUCAUAAUAGAGUAGAAAGUUUAAGGACCUUUUUGCACUUUAUUUUAGUAAUAUUUUUUUGUUUUGUUUUGUUAUGUUAAAAUAAUGAGAUUAUUUUGCAUGAAUUCCACGUUCAAAUUAAUGACCGUUUUAUUCAUAUGUAAAUUGUAUACCUAGAGAAAUCAUUUCUAGACAGUUUGGUGCAUAAUGUCUGAUACUUUUGUUCUAACUUGGAGAGAAAACAAAUAGUAUGUACAUAUAAAUAGAUCUAUGCUAAUGGUAAAAGCAGAUAUAAUGUCAUUUACAGUUAAACCUGUGUAGGAAAUCACCAAUUAUUUAUUGUCAUGUAUCGUUUAACCUGUUUUGGUUUUUGGAAAACCACCUAUCAAACAAAUGAACCGCAACUGAUAAAUCUGAAUCAAAUAACCGCGAUAAAAUUGAUGAUUCUUUGAAAAUUCAAAUAAUUUAGUAAGUUAACGAUACAAAGAAAUCUUCAUUCAAUAUACAUUACUUCCUUGAUCCACUGUAGCUAGUAAUUUAUAGGUGGAAAUUCGUAUAUUUAGUAAUGAUUGUCCACGAAAUUGUAGUAUCAUAUCUUUGAACACGUCAUGUUUAUACUUUAUUCUCGGUAAAAUUUGGUUAACGACUAUUUGUGUUAAGAUAUAAUGUUGAUUAACAGAAACAGUGUCAGAUCUGUUGUUUUGUUGGUUCCGUAGUUUCACUCUCGUGGGUGCCUGUGGCAAUAUGUGGAUAUGCUCCUAGAGUCUAUUACAAAAAAAAUCGCAAUAUUUAGAAUAACCCUUAUUUCAGAAAGAUUUUUAUUCCUUUCUUUUAUACCAUUCGAAUGACAGUAUAUUUUAGUAGGAUGAAAGUAAUUGAUGUUUUCAAUAGCGAAAUGGCGUAUGCAUUUCAUGUAUUAGAAAUGAAUCUAAGAUGGGAUCGAAUGCCACAAUCCUAUUUCAAAAUAUGACCUUUUGAUAGGUCAAUCUUAAUAAUCGACCAAUCAGAUCAGGUCAAUCUUAAUAAUCAACCAAUCAGAUCAGGUCAAUCUUUAUAAUCAACCCAGCAGAUCAGGUCAAUCUAAAUAAUCAACCAAUCAGAAAAGGUCAAUCUUAAUAAUCAACCAAUCGGAGAAGGUCAUCUAAAUAAUCAACCAAUCGGAGAAGGUCAAACUUAAUAAUCAACAAAUCGGGUCCUAGAGGGUUUGAGCUGUAUAUACAUUUGCAUUAUGCUUGUGGCGAAGUUGUGAGAUGUUACGACAAACGUCGGUAACAAACCGGUGUAAAGAUAAGAAUAACUACCCAGUAGUUUAACCUUAAGCUAGUUGUAUAUUAAAAAUGUUUACUUUACGUACACGCACAUAAUAUAUACAUGUACAUAUGAUACAUUUUAAAUGUACUGGAAAAUAUUCAUAUUAUAUUAUAUCAUUUGUGUUCAUAUUUUACCUUAGAUAAUACAUUGUGUAAUAACGUGUAUAACGUGUAUUCUAUUAUUUUUCUUGGCCUCGAAAUGGUGCAUUUUAAAAAUUGCGUCUGUUUGAAGGAGAAAUCAUGUUUAAUUAAAAAAAGAAUUCAAACAUAAACCGAUAGCAAGUUUGCAAUUGAGGGAAAUAAUUUAAGUGUCUUUUGUAAUAACUUUUGUUUCUGUUGAUGUGUAUUUAUUUGUUGCAAUUUAGCAGCCGUUUUUUAGCUCGACUAUUCGCAGAAUAAUCGAGCUAAUGCAGUCACCCAUUUGUCGGCGUCGGCGUCGGCGUCGGCGUCCCUGUGGUUAAGUUUUUGUAUGUAAGCUGGUAUCUCCAUAACUACUGAAGGGAAUGGAUUGAAACUUCACACACUUGUUCUCUGUGAUUAUCUAAGAUGAUUGGCACAAGUCCCAUAACUCUGAUUUGCUUUUUUUCAUAAUUAUGCCCCUUUUUCGACUUAGAAAUUCUUGGUUAAGUUUUUGUAUGUAAGCUGGUAUCUCCAUAACUACUGAAGGGAAUGGAUUGAAACUUCACACACUUGUUCUCUGUGAUUAUCUAAGAUGAUUGGCACAAGUCCCAUAACUCUGAUUUGCUUUUUUUCAUAAUUAUGCCCCUUUUUCGACUUAGAAAUUCUUGGUUAAUUUUUGUAUGUAAGCUGGUAUCUCCAUAACUACUGAAGGGAAUGGAUUGAAACUUCACACACUUGUUCUCUGUGAUUAUCUAAGAUGAUUGGCACAAGUCCCAUAACUCUGAUUUGCUUUUUUUCAUAAUUAUGCCCCUUUUUCGACUUAGAAAUUCUUGGUUAAGUUUUUGUAUGUAAGCUGGUAUCUCAUAACUACUGAAGGGAAUGGAUUGAAACUUCACACACUUGUUCUCUGUGAUUAUCUAAGAUGAUUGGCACAAGUCCCAUAACUCUGAUUUGCUUUUUUUCAUAAUUAUGCCCCUUUUUCGACUUAGAAAUUCUUGGUUAAGUUUUUGUAUGUAAGCUGGUAUCUCCAUAACUACUGAAGGGAAUGGAUUGAAACUUCACACACUUGUUCUCUGUGAUUAUCUAAGAUGAUUGGCACAAGUCCAUAACUCUGAUUUGCUUUUUUUCAUAAUUAUGCCCCUUUUUUCGACUUAGAAAUUCUUGGUUAAGUUUUUGUAUGUAAGCUGGUAUCUCCAUAACUACUGAAGGGAAUGGAUUGAAACUUCACACACUUGUUCUCUGUGAUUAUCUAAGAUGAUUGGCACAAGUCCCAUAACUCUGAUUUGCUUUUUUUCAUAAUUAUGCCCCUUUUUCGACUUAAAAAUUCUUGGUUAAGUUUUUGCAUGUAAGCUGGUAUCUCCAUAACUACUGAAGGGAAUGGAUUGAAACUUCACACACUUGUUCUCUGUGAUUAUCUAAGAUGAUUGGCACAAGUCCCAUAACUCUGAUUUGCUUUUUUUUCAUAAUUAUGCCCUUUUUCGACUUAGAAAUUCUUGGUUAAGUUUUUGUAUGUAAGCUGGUAUCUCCAUAACUACUGAAGGGAAUGGAUUGAAACUUCACACACUUGUUCUCUGUGAUUAUCUUAGAUGAUUGGCACAAGUCCCAUAACUCUGGUUUUUUGUUUUUCAUAAUUACGCCCCUUUUUCGACUUAGAAAUUCUUGGUUAAGUUUUUGCAUGUAAGCUGGUAUCUCCAUAACUACUGAAGGGAAUGGAUUGAAACUUCACACACUUGUUCUCUGUGAUUAUCUAAGAUGAUUAGUACAAGUCCCAUAACUCUGAUUUGCUUCUUUGCAUAAUUAUGCCCCUUUUUCGACUCAUGAAUUCUUGGUUAAGUUUUUGCAUGUAAGCUUGUAUCUCCAUACUUACUGAAGGGAAUGUAUUGAAACUUGAAGAGUUUGUACCUUUUCGGACAAUUUUAUGUAUUCAUAUAGGUAAGCAUUAUUAUACUCAAUGAAACACCCUUGUGACAAAUUUUCGAAUAGUCGAGCGUUACUGUCCUCCGACAGUUCUUGUUAGAUCUUAUAAUUUGGGGUCAUACAGAAAGACUGAAGUAUGAUUGUAGGACUUAUACCUCGAAUUUGAUAUACCAUUUAUAAUUUGAAAAGAGAACAAAAUGUACAAGUGUGAACAAAUCCCUCAAAGGUGCUAUAUACAUGUAUAAGACCUCUAAUGAUAUCUAGUCUUGAGCUGAAACGUUGAACAUGCUUUAUUGAAACUUAGAUAUUAACAUAUUUUGUAUGAUUUAUGUACUCGCUGCACACUAUAAUGUGUUUUUCUUUUGUCACGGACUGUGAUUGUAAAAUCACUAUAAUUUCAAUUAUUAUCGGUUUAAUUUAGUAGAAUUAUUGUUUUCUGCACAAAAUCCAAAAUACUUGGUUACUUAAUCGGAGUUAUUAAAUGUUUGUAGACAUUUUUUUCAUUAUUUCUGUCGUUUUGAUCUACAAAGAUGUAGUAGUACCUAGAUUUUGUUAUAGAUAUUAAAUAAUUAGUUUCGUUACCUUUUGUUAAUUUUUAAUAGUUUGUGUAAAUUUUACUUUUCCAUUUUGCGACAUAGGAGUGCCGCUUUAAUUUAGAGAUAUAAUGGAUAUAAUGUAUUUUGUAUUUUGUUGUUAAAAGAUGAAAGCACGAGAAGUAUGUGUCUCAUUUUGAGGGUAUGUUGUAUGUUGAGGGGGCGUGGUCAUCCUGAGGGGGUGUGUCGUAUCAGAUAUGUUUGUGAAAGUUUUGUAUUAAGAACUUUUACAUUGUUGUUAUUGCAAAAAUAAAUGUGAAAAUACUUGAAAAA